This is a messenger RNA of Epinephelus lanceolatus (giant grouper), 1857 nucleotides long. The record is from RefSeq and is a predicted model, not a curated record. Lineage: Eukaryota; Metazoa; Chordata; Actinopteri; Perciformes; Serranidae.
GCGACUGCGAGGGAGAAGUUUGAAGACGAGCCGCGGGCAGCAGGACCCCCCUCACACAUCCUCUCUGUGCUCUUUACACACUCACAACAGAGCUGGGUUAUGCUUUGAUGUUUCUGAAUGUCAAAGUAAAGGACAGUUUUAAAGUUUUUUUGGUUUUGGAGGUCUCCCAGUUUGGACUGAACCACCGCCCGGUUGAUGAUAUUUCCAGCGCGGGCAGCUGUGCAUCCUGUCCGGGGAGAGAAAUGGUUGGCAGGUUGAACUUGCCAAAUGUAUGUGAAGGAGACCCGCUGGAUAUGAGCUGCAGGGCGGAGAGAGGACUUGACAGCCCGGACUCCGGGUUACCCCCGAGCCCGAGCCCCAGCGCCUGGCUGCUGCCUGUGUGUGCUGAUAAAGCCGGGGGCGUGAGCCCGGUGUCUGAGGACGAGGGACGGGGCUCCCUGGUUCCAGUUUUGCCCACCGGAUCUUUCCAGCAGCUGCACCCGUUGUCCUUUGGGGAAGGCAUAGCGAUUGAUCCAUUGCCAGCGAAGGAAAUAAGAUACACCUCAUCUGUGCACUACGACUCGGACCGCCACUUCAUCCAGGGCGUGGCCCUACAGCCCACGGGCCAGGGCCUUGAACACUGCAUGCAGACCAUCAUGGCCGUGCCCCACAGCACCUGGCGCCACUACAAGACACAGCUGGAGUUCCAGCCUCGCCAUCGGCCGCAGCACUUCCAGAGCACCACCAUCAUCUACCCCAAGAAAACCAGCACACUCUACACCACAGAGCUGAGCUACGACUGCCACCGACUAUCCAAACGUUUCCUCUCCAGCGUGGAGCUGGAGAUGGUCGGCCGCAGGGAGCUACCUCAGUGAGGGCGGGGACAGGUGCUGGGGACACACAAGGGUGGUUAUUCCCAUGACACCUAUACUGCCGCUGACCUGCUGUGUUGUCUUUUAACAGUUGUGUAGCCUGUUAUCUUUUUAAGUACCCCUCCUACGCUGUGGACAGGAAGCACCUGUGCUGUGAUGUUGCAGAUAUCAGAUGACAAGACAUGGACAGAGUGGGUUAGAUAUCCAUCCAGUACAUGUCUCCAUGUUUAUAUUCCUGCCAGUGGUUGAUCCAUCAGUGGGAAUGGACGUUUCAUUAAAUGCUUCAACCUUGUAGCUUGUUGGUUUCCGAGGCAUGCUUGUAUCUGAUUUGUUUUUACAGGCUGUAGGAUUGACUCGUGGACUGGGAUGAGGAGAAUACGUCUCUGCCCUCAGCAGACUCUCCUCACGUCACAUCAAGUUGGUCAAAUAACAGAGUGAGGGAAGGAAAGGGAAAAUUUAAAUGUGGUGCUGGAGUUUGCGUGCAUGCUAAGAACUCACUAACUUAUCCACACUGUUUGUUUCUUCACAGGGUAUUGUGUGUUUCUGCACAACUUAGACACAAGCUAAGCUCUUCCCAAGCCUUCUCUCUGGCCACUGUUGCAAGUCACAAUGUGUUAUGUAAAUGUUGGUAGAUUAAGGGAAUGUAUGUUUUCGCUGUGAUGUGUGCGCGUAGACAAACUGAUUAAGCAGGUAGUAUAGAUGGAUUAUUAUGAGUGUGGAGUUUACUGAGAAGUGGAUUUUUUGAUAUCACUCACUGGCUUUCUAGUGACAAUAACAAGCUGCAUUCCACUGCCAUCACUUUCUCUGGCUUGACUUGGAUUGAAGUUGUAUUUAUUCUUUUUAGUUUUAGGUUGAGAUUUUAUCAGCUGUUUAACGGGUCUCUCCACAGUCAUGGCAAGGGAUAUUUUGUGAUGCCCCAUGUGCCUUAUUGAUGUAUCUGUUGAUGCUGUUUUUAUAUUAGUCACUUAUUCAGUGCCAGUUUGAAAUAAAGACUUCAUCAGUUCAA